CCCCUUCGGCUUCACCCUCACUCUCACUUUUUUAGCUUUACGCACGCACCAGUCUCAAAGCUCCUCUUCGAUUUACAAAGCGGCUCAGGUUGGAUAUUUAAAUCGAACCAUGGCAGUCAUGAUAAGAAAUGAGGUUUUCUCCUGUUUUGUUUUCUACGGCGUGCUCCUGGUGAUAAAAAUGUACAUAAUUGCGGUAAUAACGGGACAAGUGAGGCUGCGUAAAAAGGCUUUUGCCAACCCUGAGGACGCAGUGAGGCACGGAGGUUUACAGUACCACAGGGAGGAUCCAUACGUGGAGAGAUGCCGGAGAGCUCAUAUCAACGACAUGGAGAACAUUCUCCCCUUCCUCUUUGUGGGUGCUAUCUACUCCUUGACUGGACCUUCACUUGCUGUGGCCCGCCUUCAUUUCGUGGUGUUCUUCAUGGCUCGCAUGCUGCACACCAUUGCCUACCUGUUGGCCCUGCCGGCACCGACACGCUCUGUGGCCUACACCGUUGCGCAGAUUCCCUGUGUCUCAAUGGCUGUGCAGGUCCUGAUGGCAGUCGCAGCUUAUGCCUAAAUAUCCAGAAAUGAGUGACUGAACUGGAGGUGGGACUCUGGUUUGAAAAACGGCUGUUAUGACCUGAUGCCUGUGUCAGUAAAAGCAGGAAGAGGAUAUCUCAGAGGCCUCCUGGGAGGGGGAGCGUCAGACAAGCGGUGUCAGAAUGUCAGUGACAGUGCAAUAUAAGGUGUGUGGACACCGCAGCUGGUUUUGUCAGUAUUUUUAUCGUUUUAUUAACGUUUAACUGUGAUAUAGUUAUGUGAAGAUAACAUCUUGUACUGUAUUUAAAAUGUAAAUGAAGGUUGUUGCUUGUUUGAGUUUUUUAACCAGGUUUUGUUGAAAUGAUUCACUGACAGACAUUUAGUUUAAGCCACUUUGGAAUAUUUUCUAGCUCCAUGCUGUAUGUUGAUCCCUGCCCCCUUGUGUGUUUACACACAACACAGACCACCAUUUAUGUGGUGUUGUAUCCUCUAUGGCUUGAUCUGUUUCCUGUGUGGAUAUUCCAUCUGUUGUGUUAACAUUUCUUUGCGUAGUAUGUUCAACAAAACCAUAAUGAAUCCUGGCAUGAUCACUGAUGAUCUGUUGAAAGAUUUAAUACCACUCAGUGAAAAUGGAGCUUGAUGCUUUUACUCCCUCUCUCAAGCGCCUUUUAAGGAAGAAGAAAGUACUCCUUAGUUUGGACUGAGAAUAAAUCUUACAACAACCUGUAGAGAAAGAAAGAAAAAAUAGUGAGAGGUUUUCUGAUGUGUAACAUUUUUAUUGAAUCUGUGAAGACAUUUUUCGAGGCUGUUUUUAAAGUAUUGUAUUAAUAAUUUAUUAUUCAAAUUUAACGUAUACAGUGAUCUUUUUGAAUCCCAUUUUUGUAGACAAUAAAACAAUUCACACAUGCAA
This is a messenger RNA of Morone saxatilis (striped sea-bass), 1432 nucleotides long. It is a transcript of the gene ptges, whose product is annotated as prostaglandin E synthase. Gene Ontology annotation, cellular component: membrane. Gene Ontology annotation, biological process: prostaglandin biosynthetic process. Lineage: Eukaryota; Metazoa; Chordata; Actinopteri; Moronidae. The transcript has 3 exons. Bases 110 to 559 code for a protein of 149 amino acids. Gene Ontology annotation, molecular function: prostaglandin-E synthase activity. The record is from RefSeq and is a predicted model, not a curated record.